AUGAAGGUCCCAGUCCUUCCUGCUGUGGUUCUUCUCUCGCUUGUGGCGCUCCACUCUGCUCAGGGUGCCUCCCUGGGUACUUCCGAGGAAGAAACCACCAUCGGUGAUUAUGCGGCAGGCCCUGAGGCUUUUAAGCCCGAUGAAUUCCUGAACUGGCAUGCCCUCUUUGAGUCUAUCAAAAGGAAACUUCCUUUCCUCAACUGGGAUGCCUUUCCAAAGCUGAAGGGUUUGAGGAGUGCAACUCCCGACGCCCAGUGACUGUUCCCCUCAAGACCCAGCACUGCUGACACCCACUGGAGGAGGGGCUAAGUGUGGGAUCUGAUCACCAUCUUGUAAUCACUCUCUCCGGGCUCAG
This is a messenger RNA of Prionailurus viverrinus (fishing cat), 355 nucleotides long. It is a transcript of the gene KRTDAP, whose product is annotated as keratinocyte differentiation associated protein. Lineage: Eukaryota; Metazoa; Chordata; Mammalia; Carnivora; Felidae. The transcript is spliced from 5 exons. The record is from RefSeq and is a predicted model, not a curated record. The coding region runs from base 1 to 258 and encodes 85 amino acids. Gene Ontology annotation, cellular component: extracellular region.